GCUGCAGAGAACCAAACAUCUGGAUUAUUUACCGAGAAACAAGAACACAAACUUCCCACCGAGCAGCGGAGGAGGAGCACCGGGAACACACCGGGAGACACCGGGAGACACCGGGAGACACCGGGAGACACCGGAGCUGGUUCCUCGCCGCUCCUCUCCAUGUAUAAGAUGGAUUACUCGUACCUGAACUCGUAUGACUCGUGCAUGGCGGCCAUGGAAGCCUCGGCCUACGCGGACUUCAGCUCGUGCAGCCAGGCCAGCUCCUUCCAGUACAACCCCAUCCGCAGCGGAGCCUUCUCCAACCCGGGCUGCACCCCGCUGAGCACGGCCAGCUGCACCCUGGGGGCGCUGCGCGAGCACCAGCCCACCCCGUACUCCUCAGUCCCGUACAAGUUCUUCUCGGACCCGUCCGGCCUGAACGAGAAGCGGAAGCAGCGGCGCAUCCGGACCACGUUCACCAGCUUGCAGCUGAAGGAGCUGGAGCGCGUGUUCUCGGAGACGCACUACCCGGACAUCUACACGCGCGAGGAGCUCGCGCUUAAGAUCGACUUGACGGAGGCGCGCGUCCAGGUGUGGUUCCAGAACCGGCGCGCCAAGUUCCGGAAGCAGGAGCGCGCCGCCAACUCCAAGGCCAGCAGCUCCACCGGGCCCGCGGGCCCCGGAGGCUCCGGGGGGAAGAAGACCGGCGACGGGAGGUCCUCCUCCGACGACGACGAGUCCAAGGAGUCCACCUGCAGCCCCACGCCGGACAGCACCGCCUCGCUGCCCGGCUCGGCCGGCGGGAACAUGGGCAGCCCGGCCAGCCUGAGCCCGAGCCCGGCCCCGGCCAACAACAACAACAACAACAACAACAACAACCACGGGGGCUACCUCAAUACCUCCGGGUCCCCGGUGCUGCAGGGCCUGAAGCCGCCCAGCUGGUCCAGCCUGGGCCCGUCCAACCUGGCCGUGGCGCAGCCGGCGGUCCAGACCCAGGAGAUCCUGAAGGCCUGGCAGCCGGCGGACAGUCUGACCGGCCCGUUCGCCGGGGUUCUGUCCUCCUUCCACAGAAAGCCCAACCCGGCCAUCAAGACAAACCUGUUCUGAAGAGGAGCGGAACCGAGGAG
This is a messenger RNA of Pseudoliparis swirei, 1106 nucleotides long. It is a transcript of the gene phox2a, whose product is annotated as paired like homeobox 2A. Gene Ontology annotation, biological process: regulation of transcription by RNA polymerase II. Gene Ontology annotation, molecular function: DNA-binding transcription factor activity, RNA polymerase II-specific; RNA polymerase II transcription regulatory region sequence-specific DNA binding. The record is from RefSeq and is a predicted model, not a curated record. The transcript is spliced from 3 exons. NCBI's taxonomy places the organism in Eukaryota, Metazoa, Chordata, Actinopteri, Perciformes, Liparidae. Bases 160 to 1086 code for a protein of 308 amino acids.